Messenger RNA from Suillus fuscotomentosus, 1870 nucleotides. RefSeq lists its product as uncharacterized. The transcript has 3 exons. Gene Ontology annotation, molecular function: protein binding. The coding region runs from base 16 to 1641 and encodes 541 amino acids. NCBI's taxonomy places the organism in Eukaryota, Fungi, Basidiomycota, Agaricomycetes, Boletales, Suillaceae. The record is from RefSeq and is a predicted model, not a curated record.
GUUGUCUAAACCAUUAUGCAAAGGACUGUAGACUAUAUCGAAAUGAAGCCCCAAACAAGGUUCCUGUCUGUUACUGAAGAACUUCUGUCUUACAUUCUGAGUUUCCUUCCUCACCGAGAUAUUCUUCGGUGUACAUCUGUAUGUAAAACCCUUCGCCAAACGUACUUGUCCUCCUCCAGACUUCAGUACAUCGUUGAAAUGAGUGGGCAAAAGUUGCUUGCUGUCCCCAACACAGACAAUAGCAUACCUAUUUCCAAGCAUCUGCAAUUUUUGAGAGACAAAGCUCACGCAUGGUUCAAGGUUGACCUUCACUCCUUCAAAACGGUCCCCGUAACAAUGUCACAGUAUUUUCGCGAAAAACCUAACAUUGUUGCUGGUGGGCAUUUCUGCUGGUGGAGCAGACAAGAAGAUACGGCUAUGAUCUUUCCGGUACUUCCAAAGCCCUCGCAACAGUCAAUCCAGCGGAACUGGCUCCCAGGAAAGUUGUGUUCGGUUCCACACUCACGCAACCUUGAUGUGUUUAUGGACCCAGCACAAAACCUGAUCGCUGUCGCUUAUGUUGUUGAUCACAAGGCCGUCUAUAUUAACCUUGGAGCCCUGGAUAGUGAUGGUGUUCACCCUGAGGCUGCUGGAGAGAGACUGUUUCUGUCAGACGACUCAGAGAACCGCUCUGAAACUAAAAGUGCAAAGCUCAAAGGUUUUGGGAGGCAUAUCGCUUUGUCGCAUCGCCUGGACGAUGUAAAUUUGACUUCGUUGGACAAGGCGUGGCAGCUGCAGAUUUGGGACUGGAAAUACUCAACAACAUCCAGUAGCAUCCUCAGCGGUGCAGUACCCAACCGGUCCUACACCGCAAUUGAUUUUUGUUUCCUCGGGAACAAUCGAUUGCUAGUUACAACCGAUAACUUGAAUCUCUAUUCAAUUGAGGACAUGUCCCAGCCGCCGGAAUUGCUGGCGUGUUUCCUGAUGCCCAAGCUAAUGGAGUUACGGUGCCUCUCUCCGAUAGAUGAUAUUGGGCAUAGUUCAGAGUCGCAUAUGCAAGCCCAAUCGACGAUGUACACCUCAGACCCUACACAUCAACUCAUAUGUCUUACCGCGUUUCCUACUGUUGGCAGUCUCCUUUCUAGUACUCAAGUCUUCAUCAUUUCUACGAGGAUUUUCUUCGACCUCGACGGAAUGGCAGCAGCAACGCCAAUACCAUGGCAACAUUGGGGCCCUUCAAAUACUCGUGUUUUCCACUACUGGCAUAGUUUCCAAAUUCACAUUAACGGGAAUCGAGUCUUGCAGGCAUUCCCUGUCGAUACACGAGCAGAAAAGUGGCAGCCCGUAUUACAUUUGAUGGACUUUAGCCCGCUAGCUGUGACAAACAGGCGGGGUCUAGGACGAGUGGUGAAAAAGCCAUCCACGACAUACAUCAGUGACUCUAACGAUGAAUUUGGAGAGUACUUGACCACAUCCCUACCUUACGUCGAGGUCGUAUUUUCGGACAGAAAGUUCGAUUCUGAUGAUUCAGAGUUGCAGGACAUAUGGAUCGACAGGGAUAGGAUUUAUACGCUCAAUGCAGAUACGGAACGCGUAUGGUUCGGUGGCAGUCCGCUUUUCCAAGCAGGGUCUACUGGCAAACUGGAGGUCAUUGACGUCUAGCCUUACUUACAGAGCGGUGUGGUAUCAGCUAGUCGAUGAUUAGCUAGGUAUUUAUGGAGAUCAUUGGUUGAGGAUACCAUCUUCAUUCGACCAAGGCCUAAAAAUCUGACUAUGGGAGACUACAUGUGUUGCUAUAGAGUAUAACUCUCGAGGCCAAUCCCCACAUAUUUACGUCCAGACUACCACUUGUAAUCAAUGUUUCCCUAUCGAUACCAAAUUUAACCAUCUG